AUGGCACUGAGUCAAAACACUCAUUUGGAGAGCCCGCGCAGACUUGAACUUGCCGAGCUCAGACAAGCUGUUCGAGAUCUGAACACACGAAUUUCGGAGACGGCACAAAGACGUCUGCAGCGCCAGAAGGAGGCUGUUCAGCCCAUCAUUUCUGCACCGGUCAACAAAAGAUCUGACUCCUCUAAUCCCAGAUUCCCAGCGCUAGCCUCGCAGCGCGGCGAUGAUGAAUAUGGGAAGGUGGACGCCAUCGUGGUAUCGGUGGGAGUGGACGAGGAGAUUGUGUAUGCAAAGUCCACAGCUUUACAGACCUGGCUGUUUGGGUACGAGCUGACAGACACCAUCAUGGUCUUCUGUGCGGAGAAGAUCGUCUUCAUGGCCAGCAAGAAGAAGGUGGAGUUCCUCAAGCAGGUGGCCAACACCAAGGGCAGCGAGAACGCCAACGGGAUCCCCGCUGUCACCCUGCUCGUCCGAGAGAAGAACGAGAGUAACAAGACCAAUUUCGACAAGAUGAUCGAAGCCAUCAAGGACAGCAAAAACGGGAAGGUGAUCGGAGUUUUCGGGAAGGACAAGUUCCCCGGAGAGUUCAUGAAGUCCUGGAACGACUGCCUGAAUAAGGAGGGGCUGGAGAAGGUGGAUAUGAGCGCUACAGUCGCCUACACCCUGGCGGUGAAGGAGGAUGGGGAAUUGAACGCCAUGAAGAAAGCAGCCACCAUCACCUCCGAGGUCUUCAAUAAGUUCUUCAAGGAGCGCGUGAUGGAGAUUGUGGACGCUGACGAGAAAGUACGGCACAGCAAGCUAGCGGAGUCAGUGGAGAAGGCGAUUGAGGAGAAGAAGUACCUGGCUGGAGCGGACCCAUCCACGGUGGAGAUGUGCUACCCGCCCAUCAUCCAGAGCGGAGGCAACUACAACCUCAAGUUCAGCGUGGUCAGUGAUAAGAACCACAUGCACUUUGGGGCCAUCACGUGUGCGAUGGGUAUCCGCUACAAGUCGUACUGCUCCAACAUCGUGCGCACCCUGAUGGUCGACCCACCCCAGGAGAUGCAGGACACCUAUAACUUCCUGCUGCAGAUCGAGGACGAGCUGCUGAAAGAGAUGAAGAACGGUGCCAAGAUCGCCGAUAUUUACCAGAACGUUAUGGCUUUCGUCAAACAGGAGAAGCCAGAACUGAUGACUAAGAUCACCAAGAACCUGGGGUUUGCCAUGGGUAUUGAAUUCCGGGAAGGAUCCCUCGUGAUUAACGCCAAGAACCAGUAUCGGCUCAAAAAGGGGAUGAUGUUCAGCAUCAACUUGGGGUUCUCCGGCAUGGAGAACAAGGAGGGCAAAACGCCGGAGGAGAAAACCUACGCUCUGUUCAUCGGAGACACCGUGCAGAUCAACGAGGAAGGGCCGGCGUCCGUCAUCACUACCGUGAAGAAAAAGAUCAAAAACGUCGGCAUCUUCUUAAAGAAUGAAGAUGAGGAGGAGGAGGAGGAACUGAAGGAUGAGGCUGAAGAUUUGUUGGGAAGGGGAGGGAAGGCCAGUCUGCUCACGGAGAGGACAAGGAAUGAGAUGACUUCGGAGGAGAAGCGACGGACUCAUCAGAGGGAACUGGCCUACCAGCUGAACGAGGAGGCCAAGCGAAGACUGACCGAGAAUCGCGGGGAGCAGCAGAGCCAGAAAGCUCGCAAGUCGCGGGACUCGUACAAGAACCCGUCCCAGAUGCCGAAGGAGCCAGACAUCCGGGACAUGAAGAUCUACAUCGACAAGAAGUACGAGACCGUCAUCCUGCCCGUGUUUGGCAUCGCCACACCGUUCCACAUCGCCACCAUCAAGAACAUCAGCACGUCGGUGGAGGGAGAUUACACUUACCUCCGCAUCAACUUCUACUGCCCCGGCAGCGCCCUUGGGCGAAAUGAGGGCAACCUCUUUCCCAACCCCGAGGCCACCUUCGUCAAGGAGAUCACGUACCGGGCCUCUAACCUCAAGAUGCCCGGAGAGCAGCAGAUCCCAGCCACCAACCUCCAGAACGCCUUCCGGAUCAUCAAGGAAGUUCAGAAACGUUACAAGACCCGGGAAGCAGAAGAGAAAGAAAAGGAGGGAAUUGUUAAACAAGACUCACUUAUCAUCAACCUCAACAGGAGCAACCCCAAACUCAAGGACCUCUACAUUCGGCCCAACAUCGCCCAGAAGAGAAUGCAGGGUUCCCUGGAGGCCCAUGUCAACGGUUUCCGGUUCACGUCGGUGAGAGGGGAUAAGGUCGACAUCUUGUACAACAACAUCAAGCACUCCAUCUUCCAGCCGUGCGAUGGUGAAAUGAUCAUCGUUCUGCACUUCCACCUCAAGAACGCCAUCAUGUUCGGGAAGAGGAGACACACGGACGUCCAGUUCUACACGGAAGUGGGAGAGAUCACCACGGACCUGGGCAAGCACCAACACAUGCACGACCGGGAUGAUCUGUACGCCGAACAGCUGGAAAGGGAGAUGAGACACAAGCUGAAAACUGCGUUUAAGAAUUUCAUUGAGAAAGUGGAAGCCCUGACCAAGGAGGAGCUGGAGUUUGAGGUUCCUUUCAGGGACCUGGGGUUUAACGGAGCUCCCUACCGAAGUACGUGUAUGCUUCAACCAACCAGCAGUUCACUGGUGAAUGUGACGGAGUGGCCUCCCUUCGUGGUGACGCUGGACGAGGUGGAGCUGGUCCAUUUUGAGCGGGUGCAGUUCCACCUGAAGAACUUCGACAUGGUGAUCGUCUACAAGGAUUACGGCAAGAAGGUGACGAUGAUCAACGCCAUCCCAGUGGCCUCGCUCGACCCCAUCAAGGAGUGGCUCAAUUCCUGUGAUUUGAAGUAUACAGAGGGCGUACAGUCACUGAACUGGACCAAGAUCAUGAAGACCAUUGUGGAUGACCCUGAGGGUUUCUUUGAGCAGGGAGGCUGGUCGUUCUUGGAGCCCGAGGGUGAUGGCAGCGAGGUGGAGGAGCAGGACUCGGAGUCCGAGCUGGAGGACGAGACCUUCAACCCUUCGGAGGAGGACGAUGACGUGGAAGACGAGGACAGCGACGAGGAUUACUCAUCGGAGACGGAGGAAUCCGCAAGCGAGGAAACCUUGGGCAGUGAGGAGGAGAGCGGGAAAGAUUGGGACGAGCUGGAAGAGGAGGCUCGAAGAGGUGAGUUUGGAAUCGUCUGUUCCUCGAGACAACUCCUGGCAUUUCAAAACUGUGCCAGGAAUCACCG
Messenger RNA from Carcharodon carcharias (great white shark), 3209 nucleotides. RefSeq names its product SPT16 homolog, facilitates chromatin remodeling subunit (gene supt16h). NCBI's taxonomy places the organism in Eukaryota, Metazoa, Chordata, Chondrichthyes, Lamniformes, Lamnidae. Gene Ontology annotation, molecular function: nucleosome binding. The transcript has 26 exons. The annotation marks the transcript as partial. Gene Ontology annotation, cellular component: FACT complex. The record is from RefSeq and is a predicted model, not a curated record. Gene Ontology annotation, biological process: positive regulation of transcription elongation by RNA polymerase II; transcription elongation by RNA polymerase II.